Messenger RNA from Soboliphyme baturini, 399 nucleotides. The record is from the annotation of a GenBank genome assembly. NCBI's taxonomy places the organism in Eukaryota, Metazoa, Nematoda, Enoplea, Dioctophymatida, Soboliphymatidae.
UCGCUGAAGGUGUCGCCGUUCCACCGUAAAUUUUCCUCCAGUAAGUCGCUCGAUGACACUAAGUUCAUGGAUGAGGUAUGCGAAUGUUUGGGCACCUUGGAAAGUGGCGAUGAAGUGACUAGAGGUAUCCCGAUGGAACAAUUCUUCCGCGACUCUUUGACCGUCUUCUCUCAUCGGUGGAAAAUGAAAGACCAGAGUUCAGAAUUGGCCUUCCAAGGGUUGCUGCUCAUCCUGGAGUACAGCCUGUCUUGUGCACUGGCCAACCACCUCUAUUUCGCAUGUUUUAUCGAAGCUCUCGGCUACCACACAGUUUUUUUCUGGAAGAAGGCCGUACCACUGCUCUUUGAUAGCGACAUGCAGUAUGGCACUUCGUACCGUGAUUGCCUUCUGUUGAGGUAA